GUGGAGAGCUCUUACACACAAAAGAAUAGAAAACAUCCUUUCUCUAUCAUUUUCUUUAGAUCAUCAUACAUUCAUACGUAAAUCAUUUUUUGAUUUGAGUGGGUCUUUACUCCACUAGUUUGUCCAUUCCAAGAGUACGUAUAAUUUAUAUAUUAUACUUUCAUAAGAGUUCAAGUCAACUCUAUUUCUUGGCAAAUUUGGCAACGGUCGAAGGUUUCAGUCAAGAAAGAUAUUAUUUCUCGAGUUUUGGAAAAUCCAAAAAUGGCAAACUUGGAAAAUGCUGUUAACAAUGAAACUGUUGGUUUAGAGCAUGUUUUUGUCGCCCCUGAAAAUGAUAAUUCUGUGUCUGUCACUAAUUCACAAGGCACACCUGAAUAUAUUGCUACGGGCUCGCACAGGGUGGAUUUAACCGGGAUGCCCGAAAAAUUUUCUGGGCAUUUUUUCAAGCGUUGGCAACAACGCAUGAAAAUUUGGUUAAUCACCAAGGGCUUGCUUUCAGUGAUUAUGACGGUGUGUCCUCCGGUUGUCGAAUCUGAUCCCAAAAGUCUUGAACGUCAUGGACUUUGGCUUGAGAGGGACGAAAUUGCAAAAGGCAUGAUUCUCAUGGGUUUAUCCGACAUGUUAUUUGAUGUCUAUUGUACCCUCCAUGGGACGGCCAAAGACCUUUGGGAUGAGUUAGAUAGAAAAUAUAAUACUGAUGACCAUGGUCUUGAAAAAUAUAUUGUUUCUAAAUUCCUACGAUUUGACAUGAAAGAAGGAAAAUCGGUUUUAGAACAGACACAAGAAUUUGAGCUUACCUUACAUUCUCUUCGUGAAGCGGACAUGGAAUUGCCUGAAAAAUUUAAAGUGAUGGCGGUCAUAGAAAAAUUUCCCAAAUCAUGGGAAGAUUUUGGUAUGACUUUAAAACAUAAAAUGAAAAAGAUCACUUGGAAAUCUUUGAUGCAUUCCAUUACGGUUGAGGAGGAACAUAAGAAAGCGGGUUAUAUUGCGCCUGUUGAAUUUCAACCGAAGGCUCAUGUUAUAACUGGGGGAAAGCAAGCACAUAACUCUAAAAAUAAGCAACCAUCAUCUUUUAAACCAAUAAAGGCCAAACUAAAAAUUGCAAAGAAACCAAAGGCAAACCGACCAUGCUGGAACUGUGGACAGAUGGGGCAUUGGGCCAAAUUGUGUCCUAAUAAAAAGGCCAAGGCUCAAUCUGGGGGACCUCAAGUCAACAUGGUGACUGGAGGGACUAGUUCUAAUGGCCUGCGGUUGGAAGAACAGUGAUGAUGGGGAACACAAGUGCUGCAAGUGUGCAAGGAAUUGGAAAAGUAGAAAUUAAAUUUCCUUCGGGAAAAAUUCUUUCUUUGCAUGGAGUGCAUCACGUUCCCGAAAUUAGAAGGAACAUCGUUAGUGGUUCCAUUCUAGUUAGGGAGGGUUAUGAGUUGUCUUUUAAAUUAAAUAAAGUUGUAAUUUUAUUUGGUGGAACUUUUAUUGGCAAGGGUUACUUGUCUGAUGGACUUUUUAAAGUUAUGGUUGAUUAUUUAGAAUUAAAUUAUGUAUCUGAGAAUUGUGAUUCUUCAACUUUAUGGCAUUAUCGUUUGGGUCACGUUAAUUUA
Molecule: messenger RNA, 1598 nt
Organism: Cuscuta epithymum
Lineage: Eukaryota; Viridiplantae; Streptophyta; Magnoliopsida; Solanales; Convolvulaceae
Source: the annotation of a GenBank genome assembly